ACUUGUACCUUAACUUGACUGAGUAGUGAGACUGAGUACCAGUUACUUUUUUUUCUCUACCUUAAAAGUUAAAACACAACUCUCUCUCUCUCCCUCAAAACACUUACCUUGUUUUCCAAUUCUUUGUUACUGAUGAUUCUACUCCCUUCUCAGAUAUAUUAGAGGAAAAGAGCUGGGACUUGGUAAGCAGGAAAUCAAGUUUGAUGUUAAUUUCCUGAUUUAUCAACAACCAAACAUGGAACAAAAAGGCUGCCCAACAGACCCCAAAAAACGCGAGGAGGGCGACUAUACACUCAUUGGAGAUGGAGAGGACGACUUGUUGGGGUUGUAUGAUAAACCUCUCCCAUGCUUUGGCUGUGGUAUAGGCUGGUUUUCAUUUCUGCUUGGUUUCGUAUUCCCGUUGAUGUGGUACUAUGCUACAAUCCUUUACUUCAGAAAUUACUAUCUUAAUGAUCCUAGGGAGAGAACUGGACUGGCCACUUGCGCAAUAGCUGCAUUGGUAUUUACAAUUGUGGCACUGAUUGUUGCGGCUGUGAUUCUAUUUUAGUGCUUGUGGAAACACUAAAGCUCUACCAUAUCAGUUCCUUGUGUAUAUAUGCGUUUCUCCAAUUUUAUACACAAGCCAAACAGGCAAAAGGGGGAUCUUUGGGGAAGAGCUUGAUGAAGCAUUUAGCAGGUGAUUGUAAGUUUUACUGUGUGUGCAAAAAUACCUACAUGUACAUGAUAUAACUGUAUUGGAGUGUAGAAAACAAUAGCCACAUUAUAAAAUGAUGUCUUAGAGAAGUGUCUUGAUGUGUUUGACGUUCAGCCUGGAUUUGCUGUUGUGUUAUGCAUAUAGUUGUUGUAUCUUA
Messenger RNA from Beta vulgaris subsp. vulgaris (sugar beet), 851 nucleotides. RefSeq names its product 60S ribosomal protein L18a-like protein. The coding region runs from base 236 to 547 and encodes 103 amino acids. NCBI's taxonomy places the organism in Eukaryota, Viridiplantae, Streptophyta, Magnoliopsida, Caryophyllales, Amaranthaceae. The transcript has 5 exons. The record is from RefSeq and is a predicted model, not a curated record.